This is a messenger RNA of Diceros bicornis minor, 4580 nucleotides long. It is a transcript of the gene FBXL7, whose product is annotated as F-box and leucine rich repeat protein 7. Gene Ontology annotation, cellular component: SCF ubiquitin ligase complex. Gene Ontology annotation, molecular function: protein binding. Gene Ontology annotation, biological process: positive regulation of protein ubiquitination; SCF-dependent proteasomal ubiquitin-dependent protein catabolic process. The coding region runs from base 488 to 1963 and encodes 491 amino acids. The record is from RefSeq and is a predicted model, not a curated record. Lineage: Eukaryota; Metazoa; Chordata; Mammalia; Perissodactyla; Rhinocerotidae. The transcript has 4 exons.
AAGUCUCUGCCCGCUCGGGGCACCCGCAACAAGUGGCCGCCGCGCCCUCCCCGGGGAAGCCGCGGGCGCGCAGGGGCGCCCGGAGGAGGCGGCGGAGCAGGGGAGCCCCGGCCGCGCGCGCGGCGCAGCGCCCACCGCAGGGGGAUCGGGGCGGGCGGAUGGGGACCCGGCGGCGGCGGCGCGGUGAGCCUCUGGGCGGCCCCGGGGCGCGGGCUCUCCGCAGCGCUGCGCCCACCGGCCCUGAACGCGGAUUCUAAGAGCGGCGGCUGCCCCUGGCUCCACCCAGACCAAUCGGGGGUGUCAGGAGGGGACCGAUCGCCUCCUCCCACCGGAGUGCAGGGGCCGCCCCCGGCCGGAGAUCGGCCCCGGAGCGUGGGGUAUGCGCAGCUAACGGUCCCGUCGGGCGGGCUUUCCUCUGGCGGAACGCGCAGGCGGUGCGCCCCAGCUAUGGAGUGUCCCGAGAGACGGCGGGCAUGACGGCGGCAGGAUGGGCGCGAACAAUGGCAAACAGUACGGCAGUGAGGGCAAAGGCAGCUCAAGCAUCUCAUCCGACGUGAGUUCAAGUACAGAUCAUACGCCGACCCAAGCCCAGAAGAAUGUGGCUACCAGUGAAGACUCCGACUUGAGCAUGCGCACACUGAGCACGCCCAGCCCUGCCUUGAUAUGUCCUCCGAACCUGCCUGGAUUUCAGAAUGGAAGGGGCUCGUCCACCUCCUCGUCCUCCAUCACAGGGGAGACGGUGGCCAUGGUCCACUCCCCGCCCCCGACCCGCCUCACCCACCCGCUCAUCCGGCUCGCUGCCAGACCCCAGAAAGAGCAGGCCAGCAUAGAGCGGCUCCCGGAUCACUCCAUGGUCCAGAUCUUCUCCUUCCUGCCCACCAACCAGCUGUGCCGCUGCGCCCGCGUGUGCCGCCGCUGGUACAACCUGGCCUGGGACCCGCGGCUCUGGAGGACUAUCCGCCUGACGGGCGAGACCAUCAACGUGGACCGCGCCCUCAAGGUGCUGACCCGCAGACUCUGUCAGGACACACCCAACGUCUGUCUCAUGCUGGAAACCGUAACUGUCAGUGGCUGCAGGCGGCUCACGGACCGAGGGCUUUACACCAUUGCCCAGUGCUGCCCAGAACUGAGGCGACUGGAGGUCUCGGGCUGUUACAAUAUCUCCAACGAGGCCGUCUUUGACGUGGUGUCCCUCUGCCCCAACCUGGAGCACCUGGAUGUGUCAGGGUGCUCCAAAGUGACCUGCAUCAGCUUGACCCGGGAGGCCUCCAUUAAACUGUCCCCCUUGCAUGGCAAACAGAUUUCCAUCCGCUACCUGGACAUGACGGACUGCUUCGUGCUGGAGGACGAGGGCCUGCACACCAUCGCGGCGCACUGCACGCAGCUCAGCCACCUGUACCUGCGGCGCUGCGUCCGCCUCACCGACGAGGGCCUCCGCUACCUGAUGAUCUACUGCACCUCCAUCAAGGAGCUGAGCGUCAGCGACUGCCGCUUCGUCAGCGACUUCGGCCUGCGAGAGAUCGCCAAACUGGAGUCCCGCCUGCGGUACCUCAGUAUCGCCCACUGCGGCCGGGUCACCGACGUGGGCAUCCGCUACGUCGCCAAGUACUGCAGCAAGCUGCGCUACCUCAACGCGAGGGGCUGCGAGGGCAUCACGGACCACGGCGUGGAGUACCUCGCCAAGAACUGCGCGAAACUCAAGUCUCUGGACAUCGGCAAAUGCCCUUUGGUCUCCGACACGGGCCUGGAGUGCCUGGCCCUGAACUGCUUCAACCUCAAGCGGCUCAGCCUCAAGUCCUGCGAGAGCAUCACCGGCCAAGGCUUGCAGAUCGUGGCGGCCAACUGCUUCGACCUCCAGAUGCUGAACGUCCAGGACUGCGAGGUGUCCGUCGAGGCCCUGCGGUUUGUGAAACGCCACUGCAAGCGCUGCGUCAUCGAGCACACCAACCCUGCCUUCUUCUGAAGGGACAGCGUCCAUCCGGCACUGUUUGCGUACAGACGUGAACCCAACGAAAUGUUUUCUAAAAGCAGCCUAUGUAAGCACGGACAUCCACUCAUAACAGCUGUUUCUUCCAGGAAGGUUCUUAGGAACCUGGCUUUUAUUUUUCCUAAUUUCUCAUAGGCAACAGAGGUCAAGGAAAGGAAGGUGGUGACAAGUUUCUAGUCCAGUAAAUGGUUUUUUGGGUCGGGUCGUUUAUAGGCAGUUUCUCUUCUCACAAAAGAUGUACCUCACACAGCUGAUGGCAGUGUCUUCAGAAACGCCCCUUUCUCUCUGUCUCUCUCCUCCUGGCACAUCUCCAGGGUUCUCCACCCGCAUCCCUCCUACCCCACCCCCCACUCUGGCAGCAGCAACAACAAAUCAUCAGAAUAAUAAGACUCUCCAGACCUCCUCCUCUUUAAACUGCUUGAUUGGUCUAAGUCACACUCUUCAAUCCCACACCCAAGCAAAUUCUUGUUAAAUAAAUGCCACAGAACCUGGUAUAUAUAAAGUGCUUCCAAACCUUUUAAACAAUCACUUGAGACAAACAGCAUGGCGGAGGAGCAGACCUGCUUCCUUCCCCCCCACCCCACCCCGGCUCUGCCACUAACUGUCUGUGUGACCUUGGGCAAAGCACUUGAUCUCUCUGCGCUGCAGCUUCCAGCACUGAAUUAGAGGCCAUCCAGCUCAAGGAGUAGCUUCAUGCCCCUUCUGUAAUUGAGGGAACAGAGAUGUCAAUAGACAGAAGCACCUUGGCAUAGAGCACACAAGGCAUCUACCUCUUCCAAGAGGAUUGAUCCUGUGGAUGCUUUCAGGAGAUUCGGAUGUGCCAACAGCAUGUCCUGUAUGUCCUUCCCUCCAGUCUGUCACUCACAUCCCUGUUUGUUUUGGUGGGUGAGUCUCUUAGGCAUCUUCCCUGCCCUACUAGAUGGAUGGUCUCUGUGCCCAAGGGUUCUCAGCAUCACCUCACUCCACACCAUCCACACCAUGGAAUUCCUAAUCCCAGCAAAGCCCACAGCCCCCAGUCAAGUUGAUCUGAGUGUUUUCAAAUAGGAGGAAAGAGCCUCAUGAUUUUUAAUGAACAAGUGAAGCCCAAGAGGACACAUGUCCUCUAAGGUUUUUCUAAUCCUUCUCGUUGCACACGUGGCGUGCAGCAGGCACAUCUGCCCUGCAGCUGGCAGGAACAGAUGCCUCGGUUCUUUGUCAUUCAGAUCACAUUUCUACUUUCCUCAUCUAUUUAUUUCUUUGUGCAUCCAGACUUCAUCACAUGGAGCCUGUUGGGGUUAAGUCAUAGUGUUUGUGCAGAUUGCCACCUUGUGUGCCUUCCCCUGUGACUGUCUGCAUGUUCUCUGUCAAAUAAUGCAGAGCAGACUUCCACGUAUUUAAAUACUGUUCACUCAAAAAUGCCAGACAAAUGGAAGGGGGAAUACACUGAUAAGACUUACGUGCUGGUUCACCAACCAGGCCCUUGGAAUAGAACAUUAAAAUCAUUGCCAAGUAUGAAUUUUAAGUGGUCCUAUUUGGAUAGAAAUCCAUGUGCUAGUCUCAUUCGUGUGAAAUCAGGAUGCCAGAAGAAAUUCCAUUGCUCGUUUUCAUGAAAUUUAGUUGCCUUUUUUAAUAAACACAUAACCGUUCCCAAAUUAUUCUCUGGCCACACUCCUCCUUCAUCACUGUUCAAACAGUUCAUCUAUUUCUUUUUCAAAGGGUCUGCUGUCCAAACCCAGAACCUCUGCAUCUCCAAGCCAAGCAUGUGGAAUUGCCUUCAGAUAAAGCUUACACACCACUCGACAACUGCACUCCCACUGUAGGCUCCCUGUGUUCCUUUGUCUUAUGUUGGGAAGGAGGAGAUAGAGAGAGGUGGUGUCUGCGUGGGAAGUUUCUUUGAUGCAUCACGAAAUAUGGCGUCCUCUCCAGUCAACAUUGUCAACAGCUUAAAUAUGCAAUCAAGGCUAUGUGCCAUGGGGAAAAUGAUUUGUUUGGCUGAAGACAGUAUCUAGUGAUAGUCAUAGAGUUUAGAACUAUGAAAGGGGUUGAAGGUGGCAUUCCCCUGCUCUGUGACCUGUGACCCUGUCUAAAGUUUCAGAAUUUGAGAUUCACAAAGGAUUAUCCCUAACGCUUGGCACUGGGGCCUUCCACAUGAGAUGGUCUAAUACUCCCAGAAUGAGAAGGGAGAUCCAAAAUCGCUCCCUGAAUUAGAGAAAGGGCAUCCCUUUGCGAAUAUCUUCAUCACCACAACCUGACCACAUCACCUAAAACCGUCUUCCAAACAUGAGACAGAGCCAACUUUCACACUGAUUGCCCAGCACAUUCUGUCUUUCCCAGUUUCUUCCUUUCUCCCAGUCUUCUCUUCAUCCAUUCUGCUUCCCCUUGGGGGAUGAAUCUAUAAUAGAGGUGACUGGGGAAACAGCUCAGCAGACUUUUAGAGACCCAGCAAGAGGCCUCACUAGGAAAUUUAUCUAUUUUAAAACAUUGCUUCCUUCCUGCCUCUGCUAAAUUGAAUGCUCAUUGUUUUUUUGAUUCUAAUGUUCAAAUCACUGCGUGCUGUAUGACUCUAGAAAGCCUUAAUUUACUACCACCAAGAAAUAAAGCAAUAUGUUGGUAA